UAGAGUGAGGUGAGGAACGCAAGCCGAUUGCCCCAAAUCUGUGAUUAGCCCCCCUCCGCCACCAAAUCGACGCCAAUUGCUUCUUUCCUAAUCGGACGUGAGCCGCCGUUUGUUGCUCCUUCGCUUUCCAGGUACGGACUCCGACACGUCAUCUUCCACUCACGGUGAGCGGAGAGGACCGAGGAGGGCCUCGCCGUGGUGGUGCGUGCUGCCGAGAGCUCAACCCAUGGAUGCCGGCGAUCCCUCACGUCAUACGAUUCCGGUUCGACCUCCGGAAGCUGCCGCAGUGCCAGCGGUAUCCAACUCCUCAUUGCAGAAAAGAGCAGCUGAAUUCUGUAACUCGGUCCUGGAGACAUACAAAAGGAAGUCUCUCUCUUUUUGGUUCUUACUGUUGCUUAGCAGUGCUACGAUGCUUGUGGCGUUUACUGCUUCCAGUCUUCUAUCUCGUUUGUAUUAUGCCAAUGGUGGCAAGAGCAAAUGGAUAAUCUCCUGGGCAGCAGUUGCAGGGUGGCCGAUCACUGCCCUUGUCUUGCUUCCUCCUUAUCUCUUCGGCCGCAUAUCUCCGACUCCUCUCUCGCUUAAGCUCUUCGUUUGGUACAUUCUACUGGGUUUUCUCAGUGCUGCCGAUAACCUCAUGUUUGCAUGGGCUUACGCCUAUCUUCCAGCCUCCACUGCUUCUCUCCUUUCCUCGUCUUCGCUUAUCUUCUCCGCCCUGUUUGGGUAUUUCAUCGUGAAGAAUGAUCUGAAUCUUUCUUCCAUAAAUGCAAUCGUCAUCAUCACCGCCGGCACCGUCAUAAUCGCAUUGGAUUCAGAAUCAGACCGAUACCCGGGAGUCACCGGCAAGCAAUACACCCUGGGGUUCAUCUGGGACAUUCUCGGCUCGGCUCUCCAUGGUCUGAUCUUUGCAUUGUCGGAGCUGGUUUUCCUGAAGCUACUGGGGAGGAGAUCCUUCCAUGUUGUGCUGGAGCAGCAGGUCAUGGUUUCACUCCUCGCCUUCGUGUUCACUUCCAUAGGGCUUGUUGUGAACAAUGACUUCCAGCGAAUGAGAUCGGAAGCCAGCAACUUCAAGCACGGGGAGGGCUCGUACGCUAUGGUGCUCACUUGGGCUGCCAUCACGUUUCAGCUGGGAGUGUUGGCCGGCACCGCGAUCGUCUUUCUGGCUUCAACGGUGUUGGCCGGUGUUCUGAAUGCGGUGAGGGUGCCACUCACAGCCAUUGCUGCAGUUGUUCUGUUCCAUGAUCCCAUGAGUGGCUUCAAGAUCCUAUCUCUGGUCAUCACUGUUUGGGGACUUGGUUCUUACAUCGUUGGUCACUCUUCCUCGAAAGUAAAUUCCUAGUUGCAUUGCAGAGCUCUUCGUUGACCGGCAUUCUCUUUCUGCUGUACCAAUUCUCGGCGUGUUCUCUUCGGCAAAGAAUUGUGCUAAGAUUAAGUUGUAGAUCCGUGGAACCCAUAAUGGAUUUUGCUUGUAUUCUGCA
Molecule: messenger RNA, 1475 nt
Organism: Musa acuminata subsp. malaccensis (wild Malaysian banana)
Lineage: Eukaryota; Viridiplantae; Streptophyta; Magnoliopsida; Zingiberales; Musaceae
Product: probable purine permease 5
Cellular component (GO): membrane
Molecular function (GO): purine nucleoside transmembrane transporter activity
Source: RefSeq, a predicted model, not a curated record